Molecule: messenger RNA, 2106 nt
Organism: Geosmithia morbida
Lineage: Eukaryota; Fungi; Ascomycota; Sordariomycetes; Hypocreales; Bionectriaceae
Product: primary-amine oxidase
Exons: 2
Coding region: 1-2106 (701 amino acids)
Biological process (GO): amine metabolic process
Molecular function (GO): copper ion binding; primary methylamine oxidase activity; quinone binding
Source: RefSeq, a predicted model, not a curated record
AUGAUCCCGGACUCUUCGUCAAUCGCUGGCUACACCAUCUUCCGGAAAGAACCCAAUGAUCCAGUGCCGGACUUGUCAAGACAACGCCAGGUCCAUCCUCUAGAUCAAUUGUCGGUUGAUGAGAUCCGUGUUGCGUCGGAGCUAAUCAAAGCGUACACAUCUCCCAAUAUCAUCAAGUUCAACUGCCUCACUCUGUACGAGCCGGAAAGAGCUGCUUACACUGCUUUCCGUGAUGGCACGGGCUCAAAACCUGACCGCAAGGCGUUUGCAAUUGUCAUUUCGAAGGGCACAGCCCAGGUUUCCGAAGUCAUCGUGAAUCUUACUCACUCCGCUGUGGAGGGUUGGAAAGAUGUUUAUCAUGUGGCACCGACUCUGACCUUGGAAGAUCUCGACAUAUGCGAGCGGGUGGCCCGUAAUGAUGCGCGAGUCAUACAGGCGUGUCGAGAUGUCGGUAUCACCAAUAUGGACAAGGUGUUCAUCGAUGCCUGGGCUAUCGGCUUCGACCAUCGAUGGGGGAUGGACCGCCGGUUGCAGCAAGGCAUUGUCUACUACCGCAAUUCACCUUCUGACAACCAGUACGCCCACCCUCUCGAUUUUUCAGUCGUCGUCGACACUGAGAAGGAAGAGGUUCUCUCGGUGGAUGUGCGACUUGUCAAUGGUGAGCGAACACUGCCGCCCUUGAAGGAGCACAACUACAUGCCUGAGUUCAUCGGAGACUCGUACGACACGACCAAGCUUAAGCCGAUUAACAUCACGCAGCCUGAGGGAGUGUCAUUCCACAUGGAUGGGAACGUCUUGAAUUGGGCUGGAUACAAGAUGCACGUUGGGUUCAACUAUCGCGAGGGCCUCGUCCUUUCCGACGUUUCCAUAUAUGAUCCUUAUGAGAAGCGUGAUCGCUCUCUGUUCAACCGCAUUAGUGUGGUUGAGAUGGUGGUACCUUACGGUAACCCUGAUCCUCCUCACCACCGCAAGCAUGCCUUCGACGUCGGUGAGUACGGAUCUGGUCUCAUGACAAAUUCGCUGAAGCUCGGAUGCGAUUGCAAAGGUGCCAUUCAUUACAUGGAUGCCAUCAUGGCCACCAGCAGCGGUGACCCAGCAAUUGUUGAGAAUGCAGUUUGCAUUCAUGAGGAGGAUAACGGAAUUCUCUACAAGCACACUGACUACCGUGAUGGCACUGCUGUGUCUGCCCGAGACCGCAAACUCAUCGUCUCUCAAAUCAUCACCGCGGCUAAUUACGAGUAUGCCUUUUACCACACGUUCAUGCUGGAUGGAACCUACAAGCUCGAGAUGAAGCUCACCGGGAUGCUGAACACGUAUUGCAUGCAUCCAUCGGAGUCUGCUGCCCCGUAUGGUACGGAGGUUGCCCCGGGCGUCAAUGCACACAAUCAUCAACACAUUUUCUCACUUCGAGUCGAUCCUUCGGUUGACGGCUCAGACAAUUCUGUCGUUCAAAACGACGCUGUCCCCUCCGAUGCACCGGUGGGGUCUCCAGAGAACUUGUACGGAAACGGGUUCUACUGCAAGAAAACUCCCCUUCUCACGGCAAAAGACGGUGCUGCAAGGUACUGUCACGAGACGAGCCGCUCGUGGGACAUUAUCAACCCGAAUGUCAUGAAUCCCGUGGCUAAGAAGCCUGUCGCGUACAAGAUUCUCAACAGCAGCUGCCCUGCACUUCUCGCCAAACCCGGCAGCAUGCUUUGGAAGCGUGCAGCCUUUGCCCGAGAAAGCCUCUGGGUUGUGCCGUAUCGAGACCACUUCAUCUUCCCUGCCGGUGAUUAUGUCUGCCAGUCCACCGGAGAGGUUGGCCACCCAUACAACAAAACCAUUGAGGAUUUUGCGGUGGAAGAAGAAUCAAUUGUCAAUCGAGACAUUGUGUGUUUUAUCCAGUUUGGGCUUACACAUUUCCCCCGCACUGAAGAUUUUCCGGUUAUGCCAGCCGAGCCGGUGAGCGUCAUGCUUAGGGCCUCGAAUUUCUUUGUGAAAAACCCGGCACUUUGGGUUCCGCCCUCAAAUAUCAACUCUGAUAACACCUCAAGUGCUGCAUUUCCUGAGGAGAAAGUUCGGACUUGCUGUGCUGGAAAUGUUUCCGUGGGAAGCAAGCUCUAG